AUGCAGCAACAAAAGCGGUGCUACAACACUCAAACUUCAGACAACGAAACAACUACACUCGAAACACUUCCCCGCGGAAUGUCCGAUGUCCUCAACGACGAAUUUCUUCAAAUGCAAACAUCUCAUUUGUCAAAAAAGAUUUUGAUGGUUGGAAAUGAUGGGGUUGGAAAGUCAUGUUUUGUUGGUCAAUUUUGUAACGGAGUUUACAAGGAGAACAAAGACAAUCAGAUGUGUCAACUGAAACUGGUACAUUUUAAUGAACUUGAGAUGCAACUUCAAAUAUGGGACGUCUGUGGCCGUCAACGGAAUUGUAUGAUGUCGGGAAAAUAUUAUGACAAGACUGAUGGGAUCUUUUUAAUGUAUGAUGUCACGGACCCCGUCUCGUUUGAGAGCGUGAAGGGAUAUAUGAAAGAUAUCAAAUAUCACUCGCCGACAACCGCAACGAAGUUUUUGGUUGGGAACAAAAAGGACUUAGCCGCAAAUCAAAAUGUCUCGCCACAUGAGGCAGAGGAACUUGCGCGGAACGAGGGGUUUAUAUUUAGAGAAAUCUCAACGAAGUCAAAGAGUGAAGUCGAUGACUUAUUUCAAUUAAUGAUCGAAAAGAUCGGAAUGAAGGAGGGAGAAAAACAAAUUAAUGACAGUUUGGAAGAGGUCCCAAAAACUAAAAAGAAACAAAAAAAGGAUUGCUGCCUUAUUUGUUAA
Entamoeba invadens IP1 is the source of this 702-nucleotide messenger RNA. RefSeq lists its product as hypothetical. The record is from RefSeq and is a predicted model, not a curated record. The transcript has 3 exons. Gene Ontology annotation, molecular function: GTPase activity; GTP binding. The coding region runs from base 1 to 702 and encodes 233 amino acids. Lineage: Eukaryota; Evosea; Mastigamoebida; Endamoebidae.